Molecule: messenger RNA, 2256 nt
Organism: Anopheles coustani
Lineage: Eukaryota; Metazoa; Arthropoda; Insecta; Diptera; Culicidae
Product: sodium-dependent neutral amino acid transporter B(0)AT3
Exons: 10
Coding region: 1-2256 (751 amino acids)
Biological process (GO): sodium ion transmembrane transport
Cellular component (GO): membrane
Source: RefSeq, a predicted model, not a curated record
AUGACGACUAAGGUGGACGGGGUUCCGGGCCCACGGAGCAACAAUGGGCACGAGAUGGCGCCGCUCAACACGCGCGCACGCGGCGACGGCACGCACGGCGUCACGAUCAUGCUAUCGCCCCCGGACCGCAACUCGAUCGGGUCACGGGACGGAGCCGGAGCCCUGCCCGAUGGUGACCCCGAUCGGGCAGCCUGGUCCGGCAAGAUGCAGUUUUUCCUCAGUAUUAUCGGCUACUCGGUCGGACUCGGCAACAUCUGGCGGUUUCCCUACCUGUGCCAACAGAACGGUGGAGGUGCGUUUCUGAUACCGUUCAUGGUGAUGUUGAUUCUCGAGGGCAUACCACUGUUCCUGAUCGAGCUGGGAAUGGGGCAACGGAUGCGACUCGGAGCGCUCGGUGUGUGGAAUACGAUUCACCCAUGGCUCGGCGGAAUUGGGAUAAGCUCGUGUAUCGUCACACUGUUCGUGGCGAUCUACUACAACGUGAUCAUUACCUGGUGCUUCUACUACUUUUUCAACAGCUUCCGGUAUCCAUUGCCCUGGGGAACCUGCCCGCAGCUCAACGGAACCGACGUCGAGGAAUGCGAACGUUCGUCCGGGACGGCGUACUUCUGGUACCGUACGACGCUGGACGCCGCACCGAGUAUAGACGAAACCGGCGGCUUCAAGUGGUGGAUCGUGCUCUGCCUGAUGCUCUCCUGGACGGUGGUGUUCUUCAUCGUCAUGAAGGGCAUCCAGAGCUCGGGCAAAGUGGUCUACUUUACCUCCCUCUUUCCGUACAUCGUGCUGACGAUCUUCUUCAUCCGCGGUAUCACCCUUAAGGGGGCCGGUGCCGGCCUGAUGCACAUGUACACGCCCAAGGUCGAGAAGCUGCUCGAACCGACGGUGUGGCUUGACGCGGCCACACAGGUGUUCUACUCGUUCGGGCUGGCGUUCGGCUCUCUCAUAGCAUUCGGUAGCUACAACACGCCGAAAAACAACUGUGUCCGCGACGUGUUGCUGGUGUCGGUCUGCAACGCCAUCACUGCGAUCUACGCUAGUGUCGUGAUCUUCGCCAUCCUAGGUUAUAAGGCUACGUUAGGAGUUGAAAGAUGUAUCCAGUUAAAUAAGCAUAUUCUAGUGAAACAUAAGCUGCUUUCUUCGAUGGACGUUGCCAACAGCGAGUACGAGCAAGUUAUGGCGGGUUUGAAUGAUACGGUCGCCAAGGACUGGGAGUUCGAAAAGUGCAGCUUAGAGGACCAACUCUCUAGUGCUGCGGAAGGAACCGGUCUAGCGUUUAUUGUCUUCACCGAAGCUAUCGUCGAGCUUCCAGGAUCUCCGUUCUGGGCAGUACUGUUCUUUACCAUGCUGCUCUCAUUAGGGCUGGGUUCACAGAUUGGCAUUCUCGAAGGAAUGCUCUGUACCAUAUUCGACAUUGAUAUCUUCAAGAGGAUUCGAAAACCAUACGUUACCGGUGUCGUGUGUGCAUUCUGUUUCUCUGUUGGACUGAUAUUUACUACCGGUGCGGGCGAGUAUUGGCUCAAGAUGUUUGACUCAUUCGCCGGUACGAUUGGUUUGGUUGUGGUUGCGCUGAUGGAAAUGAUUGCCGUAAUUUAUAUUUAUGGCCACGAAAAGUUCACAGAGGACAUAUACCAAAUGACUGGCGUCCGACCUGGUCUCUACUGGCAGAUGACCUGGCGAUACAUUGGCCCGGCUAUUAUGGGCUGCAUCUUAGUGUCGUCAGUGCUCUCGAUGGUUUUGCGAAACCCCACUUACGGUGCUUGGAACGGCGCUCUGGGCAUUGUGGAAAACAAGUCUUAUCCCAACUGGGUGAUGGGCAUCGCACUGGCAAUGAUCAUUGCCGGCGUUUUACCGAUGCCGGUUGUAUUCUUGCUGCGACGGUUCCAGAUAUUGAAGGUCGACCUCGACAUACACCAAGGCUCAAUCCGAAGAAAUGAAACGACCGCCUCAACGAAGGAAAUGAUCGACGAAGACGACGUCGUAAGUCCCGAUUUACCACCACCACAGUCACUGGCGGCCACACGUUUCACAAUCGGAGACUUUGAUACGAAAACCGACGACGCUACUAGCAGACGCAACAAGUCCUCACCCGGAAAGACCACUGUGGCCGGCUCCGGUAGUGUUAGCUACGGAAAUGGCAAUACGAAACCGACCACUAACACUACCAGCAACACUGGUGCGAGUAGCAACAACGACGCUACCCUCGUCACCACCAGCAUCACCAGUACCGGUACCAGGAGGUCCAUCAUGAAGCAAUAG